Messenger RNA from Rana temporaria (common frog), 1472 nucleotides. RefSeq lists its product as uncharacterized. The record is from RefSeq and is a predicted model, not a curated record. The coding region runs from base 139 to 1407 and encodes 422 amino acids. Lineage: Eukaryota; Metazoa; Chordata; Amphibia; Anura; Ranidae. The transcript is spliced from 9 exons.
UUUAGGGUUACUUAUCAUUAGGCUGGGUCUCUUAGGAGCUGUCGUAUUUUCUUAUCCGAGAAUGUCUGAGCCACUUGCUCUCAGUCACUGCCAGUGCUCUGUAGGGUGUGGAAAGCGGGUCUCCUUCAUAUCAGCACAAUGAAAGCGACCUUCUUUGCUCUGUGCACCAUCCCUGCACUUUUAUCUACAGUCUCCGCCCUCAGGUGUGUAUACUGCGCGGCGGUAAUUGACGCCGACAAAGCCUCAGAUUACAAUAUAAACACUACAGAGGCGUACUGUGAUGGUCGUGCAUACAACUGUACUUCAAAAGACCCUGCCUGUACAACUUUAUAUAUUUCCUUCACAAAAUAUGACAAUUCCAGAGAAUCGUAUGUUAAAAGAGGUUGUGUAGGAACAAAGGCCUGCAAUAUUAGCGAGAGCAUUUCAUCGCCUUGGGGGAAGAGUACAUACAGUACAAGCUGCUGCUUUACGGACGGCUGCACACCUCUUCCGCCAGUGUUAAAAGCACCUAACAAAACCAAGAAUGGAGUCUUAUGCCCAGCCUGCUACUCCGAGGAUUUGUAUAAAGAGUGUAAAGCAGAAUAUCCAAUGCAUUGUACUGGGAAAGAAAAAUAUUGCCUGAAUCUUAGAAGAACGACCCAAUUCGAUGUGCAUUCAAUUUCUGUCAGUGGUUGCUCCACGGAGAAUUUCUGCCCAGAAGAUAAAGAUGUAAGAUUUUUAAACAGACCAAAGUAUUUAGAAAACCAUUACUGUAACAAAACGGACAGCAGCCCCAAUCAAAGAACAGGUCAUUUCAUCUGGUGUAGCAUAUGUCACAAUUACAAUGUCAAUAACUGCGAGGGGGCUACACACUUAUGCUCCCCCCAUGACGAUGUCUGCGUGUUCGAAAAAACAAGGAGUAUAUAUGAUGGGAUGAAUGAUGUUGAGAUAGUCAAGCGAUGUGGCCAAUCCCAUGAAUGCAACCGUGCCGGAAGCAUCCGCAGUUCAACCAAGACCAUCCUGAUAAACACCACCUGCUGUGACGAGAGUGUAUGCACGCCGCCUGAGCCAAUCUUGCCUUCUAUCGACGACAAUUCCAAUGGGGUGAUCUGUCCAGCCUGCUUUGUCCCCAACUCUGAUCGAUGUCUUGGCCGCAGUCAUUUAAAAUGCACUGGGAAUGAGAAACGCUGCUUGCACUACAUGAGGACCGAAAAGCAAGAUAUGUUCACUGAGACGCAAAGCUUACAUGGCUGUACCACGGAUGAGAUCUGCGAGGCCGGAUCCAACCUGGUGGUUCCACGUGGACAUUAUUACAAGACCGUCAAGACUCAAAUCUUCUGUAAUAGUGCGAUCGCACCUCGCAGUGAGAGUUACACUUCCCUAAUGCUUGUUGCAACAGCUCUAAUUGUCUUCAAAGUUGACAUAUAGGGCUAGAUUCAGAUAGAUUUGGGCGGCGUAGCGUAUCUCAGAUACACUACGCCGCCGUUAGUUAG